CCUCCGCCCCUAGAAAGCCGGGCCGCCGCUGCGGAAAGCUGUCCCCGGGGAGGAGGAGGAGGAAGAGGGGCAGGGUAGAGGGAGGGGAGACGAGACAGGAGGGGGAAGAGGAGCACCGAGACGGCCCCCGCGUGAUUGAUGGGCGGCUCCUCCGCCCUGGACCGGCCCGCCUGCCCCGCCCCUCGGCCCCUUCAGCCCUCGCAGGUGGGGAAGGACUGACCCGCCAGCACAAGUUUGGCCCAAUCUAUUGUCACCAGAGACUUAAAAGAGAAGUGUGCAUGACCAUGAGUGGAUUUUAAAUUGAGAAGCAGUUCAAAGCACACCUGCUGCCUUCGACUUCGGUUGUCCCCCAAAUGCCAGUGGUGCCCAGACCUUCACUUCUCCAGCCAGCUCCGGAGCCCCGCGUCUGACGGCUUGCUUGACAUCUCCAUGUUGUUUAUCUGCCCCUCCUCCAGAAUCGUCUGAGGGGACCUUCUCCCUGACCAGCUAGCUGCUGGAGCCGGUUGGGGAUUAAGGAUCAUGUUGCAUGAAGCAAGGGACAGGCAGAAGUUCGUGAGUGAUGUUCAGUAUCUGCGGGACAUGCAGCACAAAGCGGACUCUGAAUAUCAGGCUUGUCUGAGACGACAGGAAUACAGAAGAGACCCAAAUGAGAAGAAACAAGAUCAAUUUGGGGGGCAAGAGACAAAUUUGGAGAGACCCCGGUUUUCAACUGGGUCAUCUUCCAAACAGAGUUCUGGUGAAGAGGAUUCUGUAGCCGAACCAAGACUUUCCACCAAGAGUUCUGCGGUCAAAGGUGAUUCCAGACUUCCGGCAAUUGACCAAACAUCAGUCAAACAGAAACAUAAAAGUACCAUGACUCCACGGAAACCGGAGAAGGUGGGCCCCAGCAAACCCUCUUCAGCAGCCCAGGCACCACAAAUUUUAUCAAGGAAGAGGAGGCCAAACCUGGGGAGACUGACAGUCAGCCCAGAAACGCAGAGCCCAAGAGUGCCAGGGGACAGGAACAGACAGAAAUCGCAGCUGCCAGUGAAGUCGCCAGCCCUCAGGGGACCAGAUCCAAUAGUUCAACAAGAGGGCCCAGUGUGGGCCAGUGGCACCAAGCUGAAGAGGCCAACUCAAGAGAGAAGACACUUAGUCCCAUCUUCACAGCUAAUGACUAUGACUGAGAAUACCUCUGAGAGAGCCAAAAAAGGAGACUCAAGUGUUCUUUCUCAGAAUGAGCCACAUUCGGGCCUAUCUCAGGCCUUCCUAGGAACAAACAGCCCUCAAGUGUCGAGUGAGUCCUUGGGGCCACCACUCCUAACCACCACCAUGGGAGGGUCAAGAAGGGCACCAUUUAGAUUCAGAGAUGAAGAUUUUUAUUCCAUUUUAUCAUUAAACCCUGGAGGAGAAAAUGAUGACACUGAGGAGGAGACCCUCAUAGAGGAAGAACUUUUGUUGGUUGGUAUGCACCGGCCUCGUUCUCCUCCCAGUCAUAAGAGAAGUCGAUUUCUUGGGACGUCGGCCACUCAGGCCAAAAGUAAAAAUUUUGAAGAAAGUCCUGAAAAUUGCAGAGCAAAUUCGGUAAGAAGAACUGAGUCCAGUCGUGGCUCAUUAAGAAUGAGCAAUGCAAUGGAACCAGUGACAGAGCAGCUUCCUGUGGGGGCAAGGGUGUCUCAAGACCUCAAGCAACCUGGUGGAGGGUCUCCUAACGAGAAUGACAGUGGUGACAGUGAACAUGAGAAAAGCACCUUUCCUUCAUGGGACACCAAAUCCACAGCUAGUCUAGAUGAUGACCUCAGUGCUGAAAAUGGAUUUAGAGACUGUACCUCCACGGAAGACAGGCCUGGUAUCCGUGAUUAUGAAAGAGAUUGGCAUGCCUACUUAAGCAGUUCUAGUAAUUCUCUUGACUGUUUUCUUUCUGGUAGACCAACAGCUCCAAGAUCACCAGUGAGUUUAUCUUAUAACACUCCUGGAUCAUUAAUGCAUUCUGCCAUGAGAGAUGAUAUUCCAGUAGACUUGUCGAUGUCGUCUACAUUUAUUCACAGUUCAGACUCAGAGGGAAACUCAAGGUUGAAUGUUCGCCGACCAUUGUCCCCUAUUAGAAAUAGGAAUCCACUCGCCAGUGCUGAGAACCACAGUUAUUUUCCAGUAAAUAGUGCACAUGAAUUUGAUGUCAGGGGAGCAGAAGAUAUUCCUUUAACGAACCCAUCCCAGGGGGCUCUAGAAUAUACGGAAGAGCUCUUACUAAAUCCUCAAAGCAACUUGUCCUUGGGGGAGUCUUCUAGCUCCUCACCAUCAAGAAUGAACUUACAAGGCCAUUUGCACGUGCCUGGGUCCCUGCAAGAAAAUAUGCCUUUUACUUUCUUCGCGGUCUCUAAUUUCCCAAAUCAAAGUGAUAACGGGAACAGAAUGGCAGCCUCUGCUUUCACAGGUGAAAAGGAAGCCAAUAAGAUAAAGGCAGACUCUGAGAAACUCAAGAAACUGCAAGAAAGUCUCCUGGAGGAGGACUCAGAGGAGGAGGGAGACUUGUGUCGCAUCUGUCAGAUAGCCGGGGGUUCCCCAACCAACCCCCUCCUGGAGCCUUGCGGCUGUGUGGGAAGCCUGCGGUUUGUUCAUCAGGAGUGCCUGAAAAAGUGGCUGAAAGUGAAAAUAACAUCAGGAGUGGAUCUAGGUGCCGCGAAGACCUGCGAAAUGUGUAAGCAAGGCCUGCUGGUCGAUCUGGAUGAUUUUAACGUGACCGACUUCUACCACAAACACCAGCAAUCCCGGGCACAAAAUGAGCUGAUGAACUCAGGCUUGUACCUGGCGCUCCUGCUUCACCUCUAUGAGCAGAGGUUUGCAGAACUCAUGAGACGCAACUACAACCGAGUCAUCAGAGAGAGGAUUCCGAGCUGGGGGAUGGAAACGAAAGCAACGGCCACAUUGUCUAGCAAGGGAGCUGGCCCUGGAGCUCUCCAAGGACAUCGCCCCACAGCCACUUCUUCUACAUCCCCGUAUGCCUCCUUUCCUCCCCCUCCUCCUCUUUACUGAAACGGAAACCAAAGUGUUUACAUUACCGUUUUCCCCUUGUGCCCCUCUCUUCUCGGGGUCUGGCCCGAGCAAUACAGACGGCAGCAGCGACCGGCGCAGCCCCAGUGCGGUCCCAGACGGCGCAAGCCAAGCAGCCCGGGGCUUGUUGGGACCCUGCAGGUGGCCCUGCUGCUGGCUCAGCCAGAAGCCCAGGUGACCCAGCAGCCCUGCCAGCCCAGCAGCCCGGGGGGCCCUCUGCUGAGGGCACCUGGUCAGGCCUUACUCCAUGCUGAGUGGAAUCGAGCCACAUCCUCAGUAAACAGGCUUAAUUCACCCAGCUUC
Messenger RNA from Acinonyx jubatus (cheetah), 3333 nucleotides. It is a transcript of the gene MARCHF10, whose product is annotated as membrane associated ring-CH-type finger 10. The transcript is spliced from 12 exons. Gene Ontology annotation, molecular function: zinc ion binding. NCBI's taxonomy places the organism in Eukaryota, Metazoa, Chordata, Mammalia, Carnivora, Felidae. The coding region runs from base 520 to 3012 and encodes 830 amino acids. The record is from RefSeq and is a predicted model, not a curated record.